GGGUCACAUUGUCCACAACUGGAAGGCACGAUGGUUCAUCCUUCGGCAGAACACGCUGGUGUACUACAAGCUUGAAGGGGGUCGGAAGGUGACCCCUCCCAAGGGCCGAAUCCUCCUGGAUGGCUGCACCAUCACCUGCCCCUGCCUGGAGUAUGACAACCGACCCCUCCUCAUUAAGUUGAAGACACGAACAUCCACGGAGUACUUCCUGGAGGCAUGUUCCCGAGAGGAGAGGGACGCCUGGGCCUUCGAGAUAACAGGGGCCAUCCAUGCAGGGCAGCCAGGGAAAGUCCAGCAACUCCACACACUGAAAAACUCCUUUAAGCUGCCCCCUCACAUCAGCCUGCAUCGCAUUGUGGACAAGAUGCAUGACAGCAGCAACGGAAUCCGUUCAAGCCCCAACAUGGAGCAGGGAAGCACCUACAAAAAGACCUUCCUAGGCUCCUCCCUGGUGGACUGGCUCAUUUCCAACAGCUUUGCUGCCAGCCGUCUGGAGGCGGUGACCCUGGCCUCCAUGCUCAUGGAGGAGAACUUCCUCAGGCCGGUGGGUGUCCGAAGCAUGGAUGCCGUUCGCUCUGGGGACCUGGCCGAGCAGUUCCUGGAUGACUCCACGGCCCUGUACACUUUUGCUGAGAGCUACAAGAAGAAGACAAGCUCCAAGGAAGAAGUCAGCCUGGGCAUGGUGGAGCUGAGCGGCAUGGUGGUCAAACAAGGCUACCUGGUCAAGCAGGGGCACAAGAGGAAAAACUGGAAGGUGCGCCGCUUCGUUCUGAGGAAGGACCCAGCUUUCCUGCAUUAUUAUGACCCUUCCAAGGAGGAGAACAGGCCAGCGGGUGGGUUUUCUCUCCGUGGCUCUCUGGUGUCUGCUCUGGAAGAUAAUGGCGUUCCCAUGGGGGUGAAAGGAAAUGUCCAGGGAAAUCUCUUCAAAGUGAUCACUAAGGAUGACACACACUACUACAUCCAGGCCAGCAGCAAGGCUGAGCGGGUGGAGUGGAUUGAAGCCAUCAAAAAGCUAACAUGACAGGACCUACAGGAACUGGACCAAGAUUUCUCACUCCACCAGAUACUGCAGAUAGAAUUUUCUGGAGAAUGGGGAUGCGUUAAGACUUAACUCUUUUUUUUUUUUUUUU
This is a messenger RNA of Carlito syrichta (Philippine tarsier), 1130 nucleotides long. RefSeq names its product pleckstrin 2 (gene PLEK2). Gene Ontology annotation, cellular component: plasma membrane. NCBI's taxonomy places the organism in Eukaryota, Metazoa, Chordata, Mammalia, Primates, Tarsiidae. Gene Ontology annotation, biological process: intracellular signal transduction; actin cytoskeleton organization. The transcript is spliced from 8 exons. Bases 365 to 1021 code for a protein of 218 amino acids. The record is from RefSeq and is a predicted model, not a curated record.